Molecule: messenger RNA, 288 nt
Organism: Aspergillus pseudoviridinutans
Lineage: Eukaryota; Fungi; Ascomycota; Eurotiomycetes; Eurotiales; Aspergillaceae
Exons: 1
Source: RefSeq, a predicted model, not a curated record
GCAAUCCUUAACGCUAACGAACGGGACGAUUAUCGUGACUUACGUCGACGAAUGAGGGCCCUAGCUUUCUUCGGUGUGCCUCAUCAUGGAGCUAUACUCGCAACCUAUUAUGACUUUCUGUUGCAGUAUACGUUCCUUGGCUACAUCACCAACUGGAAUUAUAUCUACGCUCUAAGAGCUGGAUCAAGGGCCCUGACAGAUAUCUCUGAGCAGUUUAGGCCACAGAUCCCUUCAUUCCAGAUCCGUACGUUCUAUGAGACGGAAACAACAAACGGCUAUGCGGUGUGA